CUCCUCUACAGAGACGUCAUGCAGGAGACCUAUGAGAAUGUGACCUCGCUGGGGUUUCCAGUUUCCAAAUCUGAUGUGAUCUCGCAGCUGGAACGAGGGGAGGAGCCGUGGGUCCCAGACCUCCACGGCUCUGAGAAAAAAGUGCUCCCGAGAGCUGCCUGCACAGAUGUUGGGAUGGUGAGUGAAAACGAGGAGGAACCCCAGCAGGAAGAUGCUGAGCGAGUAGAAGCACAUGGGAUGUUCUCAGGAAGGUCCAAAGGGAAUGAUUCUGGGAGCUGUGCACGCCCAGAAAAAACAAAAGCCUGUGAGAGUCAGCAGAGGCCAGAGGAAAACUUCAGUAGCCAGUCAGACCUUAUUACACGUGAGAGAAUGAACUUGGAAGGAACACGGUACACAUGCCUCGAGUGUGGGGAAAGCUUCAAAGGGAGCUCUGACCUUCUCACGCAUCAGAGAAUCCACACGGGUGAGAAACCUUACGCAUGCAGUGUGUGUGGGAAAUGCUUCAAGCGGAGCUCACACCUCAUUGCACAUAAGAGAAUCCACAUAGAUGAGAAACCUUAUGGCUGCCCUGAGUGUGGGAAACACUUCAAGCAGAGCUCAUACCUUAUUACACAUCUGAAAAUCCACACGGGUGAGAAACCUUAUGGAUGCCGUGAGUGUGGGAAGCACUUCAUUCAUAGUACAUCCCUCAUCUCACAUCAGAGAAUCCACACAGAAGAGAGGCCCUACACAUGCUCUGAGUGUGGGAAAAGCUUCAAUCGGAGCUCAAACCUGAUCACACGUCAGCGAAUCCACACGGGAGACGCACCCUACACAUGCUCUGAGUGUGGGGAACGCUUCCGUUAUAGCUCAGCCCUUAGCACACAUCAGAGAAUCCACACCGGUGAGAGACCCUACAUAUGCUCUGAGUGCGGGAAAAGCUUUAAUCAGAGCUCUACCCUAAUCACACAUCAGAGAACGCACACAGGAGAGACCCCCUACAUGUGCUCUGAGUGUGGGAAAAGCUUCAAGCAGAGCUCAACCCUUAUUAGACAUCAGAAAAUCCACAUGGGAGUGAUCUGUAACAAAUGCCUUGACUAGGGCUGGCCAAAGGUGGGUUUUUUUUUUUUUUUUUUAAAUCACAUUUGCUAAUGCCCACUCAGUGAUCUGUGCCCUGUCUUCACCGUGGUUACUCAGCCCCCCCAGAUGAGUUGCCUGCUCCUGCCUUUUGCAUCUCCCCCUUCUUUGGGGUCAGUCCUGUGAUCUUUUCUAUCAACUCCUUUGCUUUUGAGUCGAAGGAGCGUGUGUCCCUCCAGCCAGGAAUGUUCAUCAGCUCCAGGUGGGGGAGAGAGGUUUGUUCCCAACAAGCUACACUGAGGCAAAAACUACCCGCGCCGUACAUCCACUAGGACUGCACAUGGCGUUGGCUGCUGAAGUCAGUGAUCUUGGUGUUAAAAGACAAUUACAGUUGUUGUGCAGAUGCAGCCAAGGUGCAGUGGUUGGCAUUAGCUUUCCCCUUGACCUGACCUAAACUCCAUCACUUUUCCUAGUCUUAACAAACCCUGAGCAUCACAGUUAUACUGUUCCCCCAUUUCAUUUGCCUCCCAGAGCAGUUGUGGCCCCUGCCCUGCAGGAGGUUGCUCCUGAAGAUCUCCCCUUCCUAAUCAGGUGCAUGUUGCCUAUUAUUUGGGAAAUGCAAUCCCUUUCUAGGUAGAGAUGGGAGAAAUGGAAGUGACAUUUCUGUUCAGCUCACUCCUGGGAGAUGCUGUAAAUGUGUAGGAAAUGAAAUCCAUGAGGAAUGUGAGGGAGCUGCAGAAAGACACCUAGUUUGAGUAGAUACCUGACAUUUGGUGUCUUACAGGGUUUCUAAGCCGCACCUGAAUUUAGUCCCUUAUUUAAAUCUGCGCCACCAGAUUAAAGAAACAAAAGGGCAUAUUUGGGGGAGUUAUACCUAUCGCUACUGGUGUGUUGUGUGGUUGGGGAAGAAUUCUACACCAGAGAAGUGUAAAAUUGCUACAACUCAGGUCAAAGAUUUGACAAGAACUCAGAUAGAAAUGACAGGUACGAGUGGUUGAUUUUCACCCCAGAGAUGGAUGCUCUGGUGACCUGUGGCCGAGGUAUACUGUUUUUAGAACGCUGCUCCCUAGUGAAGUGCAUUGCUCACACUUCUAAAGGAUGCCAUGAUGAAACUGGGAACAACUGUCUUUUACCAUUUGGAUCCAAAGUUUCCUGAAGCACAGAGAGAAACAGCUGAUUCCUUCAGAGCCAUCCCAUGCCUAUGGGUCCCAAAUUGGCUGCCUUGCUGGACAAGAAGCACUUCCGUGUUGGUUAAAUGAUGGUAGCCAAUGAGGGAUUCCAAGUUCAGACUGCAGGAUACAUGAAUGCUGAGUCCAGAGUCUGUGGUUUGGUCUCUUAGUUUUGCUCUUGAGUCUAAUGCAUUUGUCUCACUUCUCCGCCUCCUGCUACUCUGAAAGAUUAGAAAGUGUGAAAGUAGAGCACAGGUGGUUUUUUUCAUGAUGCAGCCUUCCCACGUAGUGUGAGACCCCUUCCACCCACACUUCUGGGAGAAGACCCAGGGAGAAAUGAACCCUCAGAAAUGGAAGGCUCCUAGGUUAUGGUAGAAUGUGACUUCACACAGAGCUCACUGGGUGAAAAUGGGAAUUAAGAGAAAACUGCCCUAAAGGUUUAGA
This is a messenger RNA of Chelonia mydas (Green sea turtle), 2669 nucleotides long. RefSeq names its product zinc finger protein 239-like. Gene Ontology annotation, molecular function: DNA-binding transcription repressor activity, RNA polymerase II-specific. The record is from RefSeq and is a predicted model, not a curated record. The transcript has 3 exons. Gene Ontology annotation, biological process: negative regulation of transcription by RNA polymerase II. Lineage: Eukaryota; Metazoa; Chordata; Testudines; Cheloniidae. Bases 19 to 1080 code for a protein of 353 amino acids.